Messenger RNA from Knipowitschia caucasica, 624 nucleotides. The record is from the annotation of a GenBank genome assembly. NCBI's taxonomy places the organism in Eukaryota, Metazoa, Chordata, Actinopteri, Gobiiformes, Gobiidae.
AUGUCCAGGCCACAGGUGAGAGAGGAAGAGGAGGAGGAGGAGGAGGAGGAGGAAGAGGAGGAGGAGGAAGAGGAAGAGGAGGAGGAGGAGGAGGAGUUAGAAUGUAUAAAAGUAAAGCUGAGGGAGGGGAGGGGGGAGUGGUUUGGUGGAGAGGGAGGGGAGGGGGGAGUGGUUUGGUGGAGAGGGAGGGGGAGUGGUUUGGUGGAGAGGGAGGGGGCGUGGUUUGGUGGUGAGGGAGGGGGGAGUGGUUUGGUGGAGAGGGAGGGGGGAGUGGUUUGGUGGAGAGGGAGGGGAAGUGGUUUGGUGGAGAGGGAGGGGAGGGGGGAGUGGUUUGGUGGUGAGGGGAGUGGUUUGGUGGAGAGGGGAGGGGGGAGUGGUUUGGUGGAGAGGGAGGGGGCGUGGUUUGGUGGAGAGGGGGGAGUGGUUUGGUGGAGAGGGGGGGAGUGGUUUGGUGGAGAGGGAGGGGGCGUGGUUUGGUGGGUGAGGGAGGGGAGGGGGGAGUGGUUUGGUGGAGAGGAGAGGGGGCGUGGUUUGGUGGUGAGGGAGGGGAGGGGGGAGUGGUUUGGUGGUGAGGGAGGGGAGGGGGGAGUGGUUUGGUGGAGAGGAGGCGUGGUUUGGUGGUGA